Trichoderma reesei QM6a is the source of this 1614-nucleotide messenger RNA. RefSeq lists its product as uncharacterized. NCBI's taxonomy places the organism in Eukaryota, Fungi, Ascomycota, Sordariomycetes, Hypocreales, Hypocreaceae. The transcript has 3 exons. Bases 1 to 1614 code for a protein of 537 amino acids. The record is from RefSeq and is a predicted model, not a curated record.
AUGCCUGUUGAGGUUGAUCCAGUGAACCCCGGCCCGCCCAGGGGGAACAAGGGCAAAGGAAAUGCAACACACACCCGCCAUGCCAGCAUCGAUGAGAACAUGCUCGCGGGGGAACACCCGAGGUCUUCCAGCUCAUCGUUUCCUUCAUCGUCAACGCAGCAGCGACGGCCUCCAGCGAAUAGCUCAGGGAGACUUAGUUUCCAUGGGGAAAGAAGAAUGUCGGAAACAGUCUUCUCGCAGCACUCUACCCAAUCCGCCUCUGCUGGGCCCAGCCAUCCGCCCAUCGCUGCGGUGGCGGAAGCAGCAUCUCCAGCAACGGUGGAUAGAGAGGAUGAGGCUCCUUUCGAUGAAGAAACUGCAAAUCCCCGUGCCAAGGACAGAGCGCGGAAGCACUACAGGCGCCCGAGCACUAAAAGACAUGACAGCCCUUCUCGACUGUCCAACCCCAUGGACUAUGGAGUGCAGAAUCCUCAAGAUCCAACAAGAGGGCCAGCUUAUCAUCAUCCAUUCAACGGAAGGCCUCCUAUGCCCAAUGAACCACCCAUGAACGAUGGCGGUCACCCUCGCUUCCCGCCUCUUCAAACCGUUCCAGGAAACUUUCCCAGCGGAUACGGCUCACCAGAAAGACCAUUUGCUGCCCCUGACCCGCCGCCUGUGUUUGUUCCAUCGCCCAUGCAAGCCUCAUUUCCCCCAAUGAGGCCACCACCACCUCAUCCGCCACCGCCCCCUCCGCCGAACCAUCAGCCCAACGGACCCCCUCUCAGUGGUUACGAACUCCUGGCAGCCAAGCUGUCGGGGAACUUGGCCGGGCCAAGACUAGCACCCAUCUACCGACGGUUCGAAUCUCUCCAUCACCGGCUACUAUUGCACAUGCAGGACGAACUCAUUGAGUUGGAAGAGCAGCUACAUAGCCUCGAUGCCGUGGACACGGAGAACAGAAAGUUUCCAGGGGGCAUAUAUCCCGCAUCACGGCGGCGAGAAAACAUGAGCCCGACCGACGCGACCUGGAAGAAGAAGGAAAUCAUGACGCACCUUGCUCAUAAGCUGUAUCAAUACAGUUUGUACCCUAUUUCCGCCUCCCCAGGCGCAACCCAUGUCAUGGCCGAGCCGAGUAUCAAAGAUGUCUUCGAUUACAAGGCCUAUCUCCAAGACAUCAACCCUCUCGUGGACGUCGAAUGCCAGUUUCUGGACGCCACAGACGACCUCGUCAACUUAGUGCGGCGCAGACGACGCUCCAAUGGCAACCCGCAGGAUGAUCCUCUCAGCCCCAUGCCCAGGUCAUCCAGCGUAGUCGGGUUUCCGCCACCGCCGAGCAGCCAAAUCUCCAAUGCCGGCAGCUCGCUCUACCCGGGCCAAAGCGCCGCGCCUCCUUCGGUCAAGGGCCUCGCGCUGGCCAUGGCAAUGAUCGUGCUCGCGCCCAUUGUCUGCUUCUCCGUGAUCCCGGGAUUCGUCGGCCGUAUGACGGUCGUCCUUCUGGUGGGUCUCGGGGGAGCUGCUGCGUUGCUCCAGUCCGGGCUGUUUGCCCUCGUGGCGGAGGAACGAAGCACGCUGGACUGGGUUCUCUGCGCGGGGGUUUAUGGAGGAGUCAUGGCUGUGAUUGCGGGCAUUAUCUAG